CACACUCCCAUAUUUUUUAACAAUAAUAAUAUAUUCCCAUUUUCCACAAAGUAAAUGUUUUACACUUUUGAACAUUCCAAUAUCCACACAUAUAUAAAGAAGCCAAGACAUUAGACACACAAACACAAAUCCACAAAUUUGAAAGUAGAAAAAUAGAAAAUGAAGAAGGAAGUAUUUAUUUCACCGGAGUCAUCUCUCCCCUUUAAUGAGAACGACUCCGCGGAGAUGCUCCUAUACGACGUCGUGGAGGAGGGGUGGCGGCGCUCCUCCAAGGCGUAUCGCGGCGUGAGGCGGCGGCCGUGGGGGAAGUUCGCGGCGGAGAUAAGGGACUCGACGCGGAACGGGGCGAGGGUGUGGCUGGGGACGUUCGAGACGGCGGAGGCGGCGGCGAUGGCGUAUGAUCAGGCGGCGUUCGCGAUGCGGGGGCAGGCGGCGGUGCUCAACUUCCCGGUGGAGAGGGUGAGGGAGUCGCUGCGGGAGAUGCGGUGGGGCGCGGAGGAGGAGAGCUCGCCGGUGAUGGCGUUGAAGAGGAAGCACUCGAUGCGGCGGCGGAAGAAGAGGGAGAAUGUGGUGGUGUUUCAGGAUUUGGGGGCUGAUUAUUUGGAGGAGCUUUUGAUGAGUAGUAGUAGUAGUAGUUCAAGUGUGGAAGCUACUUCUAAUUACUAGGAGUAGUUUUCUACUAGCCAACAAAUGGAUUACUUUUUUUUAUAAUUUUCCUAAAUAUUUUGUCCAUAUGUAUAAUGUAAUAGGGGGUUAGGGGCCACCUUUUUUUUAUGUUACCAACAAAUGCUUUUUUUCUUGAGCUUUUGUUUGGAGGUUUAUUUUCUUCCAUUUUUAUGAAUUUGGACGAAA
Salvia hispanica is the source of this 852-nucleotide messenger RNA. Its product is annotated as ethylene-responsive transcription factor 1B-like. The record is from RefSeq and is a predicted model, not a curated record. Lineage: Eukaryota; Viridiplantae; Streptophyta; Magnoliopsida; Lamiales; Lamiaceae. Gene Ontology annotation, biological process: ethylene-activated signaling pathway; regulation of DNA-templated transcription. Gene Ontology annotation, molecular function: DNA-binding transcription factor activity; DNA binding.